UCACAUCUUUUUACCUAUUUGGUGCAUCAAAAAUAAUUUUUUAACUUCGAAAUUUUACGAGCGUGUUCAAUUGUUUAUAAUUUUUACAUAUUUUUCGUUACAUGAAAUUUAUGCAAAUAUGCAUUAGGACACUAAUAAUAAGAUUACCUCGCUUAAAAUUGUUUUCUUGAAACUCGUACCAGUUUUAUAAACAAAAUACUUACAUAUCAGCAAGUUUAUUAACAAACAAGAUUACAAAAUAAGACAAUAGUAUGCAAUAGCAAAUCUCAUCGAAGAUACAAUAUAUAUUAUAAAAGUUACAACAUCCCAAGCGCCAGUUUGUACUUAAGAUUUGUAGUAGACGAUAAUAAAAUCAAGAAGUAUGACCUUAGAAAACAGGGGGCUCAUUUUAUAUGGUGCAUACGACUUAAAAGUGGUAAAAUUACCUGUUCCAAAACCUGGACCUGAUGAAGCUCUUUUGGAAAUGGGUUGUGUGGGAAUUUGUGGUUCGGAUCUAACAGUUUGGAAAAGAUUUGGAAUGGGUGGUAAUAAAACCGUGCACCCUAAACUUCUUGGGCACGAACCUGCAGGAACAGUCAUAGAAGUGGGAAGCAACGUAACAGCUUUAAAAAAGGGUGAUAGGGUAGCAGUGGAGCCUAUAAUACCAUGUAGUCAAUGUGAGUUUUGUAAAAUUGGUUCUUAUAACCAUUGCGAGAAGGUUACCUUCUCGGGUGUGCACCCCAAAGACGGGGCCCUUCAAAAAUACUACGUACAUCGUGCUAGCUCUCUUCAUAAACUUCCAGACGGUGUAACACUAGAAGAAGGUGCACUUUUACAACCCCUAUCAAUUGCAAUUCACGCCGUUAAAAGAGGCGGGGUAAUAGGCAAUUCUAAAGUAUUAAUUAUGGGAGCCGGAACUAUUGGAUUAUCUGUACUUCUUUCCGCGAAAGCUUACGGCGCUUCUAAAGUUAUUAUAGCGGAUGUAAUCGAGUCUAGACUUAGGAAGGCCGAAGAAAUGGGGGCUGAUUUUACGUACAAAGUUGAAGAUGGUGAAGACGAACAAACUACUGUGCGAAAUAUUUUGAAGAUAUUUAACGAAAAACCGACGAUUAGCUUCGAAUGCGCUGGUGAAGAAAGUUGCGUGAGGGUGGCAUUAAAAGCUACGAAAGACGCAGGAGUUGUAGUAAUCGUGGGUCUGGGAACCCCAGAAUACACUCUCCCAAUUUUCGAUGCACAAGUCAGAGAAAUUGACAUCAGGGGUUCAUAUCGGUUAUGCAACGAUUAUCCCACGGCCCUGGAACUGGUCUUGAACAAAAAGAUUGCGAUCGCACCCUUGGUAACACACCGUUUCGCAAUUGACGAUUAUCAAAAGGCUUUCGAACUUGCCAACACAAGACAAGAUAACUGUAUAAAAGUAAUGUUUCACGUUUAAUUUUAAUUUUUUAAUCAUUGUAUAAAUAAAUAUUGUUUAGUUGCAGUUGUACAUGAUUUAUAUGUAGUAUCUUUUAUGUAAUAAAUACAAUCGUAACAAUA
This is a messenger RNA of Agrilus planipennis (emerald ash borer), 1512 nucleotides long. RefSeq names its product sorbitol dehydrogenase-like. Gene Ontology annotation, molecular function: L-iditol 2-dehydrogenase (NAD+) activity; zinc ion binding. The record is from RefSeq and is a predicted model, not a curated record. Lineage: Eukaryota; Metazoa; Arthropoda; Insecta; Coleoptera; Buprestidae. Bases 362 to 1411 code for a protein of 349 amino acids. The transcript is spliced from 9 exons. Gene Ontology annotation, biological process: D-sorbitol catabolic process.